Molecule: messenger RNA, 2007 nt
Organism: Aspergillus clavatus NRRL 1
Lineage: Eukaryota; Fungi; Ascomycota; Eurotiomycetes; Eurotiales; Aspergillaceae
Exons: 1
Coding region: 1-2007 (668 amino acids)
Source: RefSeq, a predicted model, not a curated record
AUGGCUUACCGGCAGCAAGGGCUCUCGCGCACCCUGCCAAAGGACUUCACCUUCUACUCAGCGAGCGCUGAAGAACCACGGACACCUGAACGCACAUCAAUCCAUGUGGAUGGACCUCCACCUCCCCCUCACCAUUCUAGCUGUCGUCUGCGAAGGUUGCGUGUCCGCUCGGGAACCGACCUGUUUGCGCAGGCGCAGUAUGACCUCACCACAUUCGAUUUCCACCCUUCGGAUAUCCCCCUACCCUCGAUUGAGAUCCCUUCCUCGCGCGAAGCUCCAUUGGCGCAGUCAUUCCCCGAGUCCUUGAUGAGAGACGAUCGCUUUUUAGCUCCCCCACGAAAUCGAAUGGCUUUGAAGACACCUCCCGCUCAAAUCCGCGGCAGCCCGUUCGAUGAGCCCAGCGCUUGGUCCUCAUGGGAUCACCAGACUAUCGGCGAGACAAUCCAACGGCCUGGUUCCGCCUGGUCGCAAGCGUCCGACUCCUCAGUAUCUUCGAUUGAGACUUUUGCGUCCCGGCGCUCCCUGGGCGGUAGCUGCACCAGCGCGGAGAGUGAUCAUCAUGAUCCCUUCUUUUACCUGGAGAUUCCCCCGAAACAAGCCCUGGAACAAACGCCCCGAAUGACGGUGAAUGAUGGAAAAAAGCCCCGGAACGUGUCAAGGAAGGAUCGAUGGACCCUGGAUAUGGAUAAUCACCUCUGGAAUACUUACCAGCUCUACAUUCAGGCUCCGACAAUCACCCCAUUCAAGAUGACUCCGGGCAGCAUCCCGCCGCUGGGGGUCACACAUCGUGUGGCCAGAGAGGCAAAGAAAUCAUGGGACAAGAAGCGAUACCGGCUGACACGGCCAUUCCAAUCUUCUCUGCACCAGCCACAGCAACUACGGAGCGGUGAAUCGACGCCCACACCUAGAACGGAAUCCCCCAAGGCCGCGUGGCCAAAGUCGGAGGCAUCGACCAGGCGCAGAUUGAAACUCCUAUGCAAGCGGAAAUUCUCCAUCGCGCCUCAUUACCAAAGAUUAAUGCAAUCUCGCAGCCCGACGCCGCCCCUGGACCUGUUCUCACAUCAUUCGAAUGAAGUGCCUCAAAUCGAGAGUCCUGGCGGCAGCUCAACCACUUAUGCCACGCGUGAUUUGGGUGUAUCUCUGGUCGCUAGCUCCGUCCCCGGGCCUCUGUCACAGCUUGCGAUGGAGCACGCCUCCCCGCCGACCACUACCCGCGAAUGGACCCAGUCUGUUCAUUAUGAGCCCCAGAGUCAUCGCGCCGAGCCGCUUGCAAGGACGCAUGUCCAUCUGGAGGAUCCGGCGUCGGUACCGCGACUCGGAUCGCCAUUCACAUACCACACCUGGGGCCCAAAUGUUUCAAAGAAGAGCGUUCAUUGGCAUACUCCGAGGGCCCGGCGAGAGACAAUACAUGUAACUGGUUCGCGGUUGCGCCCUCCUCCACAGGUGGAAGCUCUAUCAGCGACCAACGACACUCCCAUUAUUCAAAUAGCGCAGCAAUCGAGCGAACUAUCAGACGAACAGGAGACGCAAAGGCACUUGGAGAGUCUCGUUCGAGACGGCAAAUUGACUGACAUUGGCCACCGACGUGUGCGCAUUCGGAGCCGCGGUGCUACUACCAGCGCCAUCACUCCCCAGAACCUCGACCAGCUCUUCUCCCCACCAUCUUCGGCGUCCCGGAACGAGGAAACCGCCUCUGUCGAAAAAUCUGCCCCCAACCCGCUGUUGAAUUUGAGCGGCGAGAACAUCAAACGAUUGGGCUCACCUUUCAAAGUGGAUGGUGCAUCGAAACGGCCUGAAUCGCGCAGAUUUAUCCGACACGCUCCGUCACUAUCUGAUCCAUUUGCAAGUGGACCACUACCGCGGGCAAGGCCCGUAAACCGAGACGUUUCGUCCAAAGAUCAACAGGACAUGAGAGGCGCACUGCCAUACGAUCCAACCGAGCGAGGCAUAUCCGAUGCAGAGCGAAUCCGCAGACAAAUACUGAACAUGUCCUACUCUCGACAGUGA